GUAUGCAUGAAAAUUCUGUUAAUCGUUGUAAAAAGAAAUGGUGUAAUGGAAUAUGAUGAUAUGUAUAUUGCAUAAAUAUGAUAACAUAACAAGUACUACAUUAAGAACAACUACUUUAUUUUACACCAAGUUAAGGAAACUAUCAACCAUGAAUGUUGGAAACAAGUUGGGUCAAAGAUUACUAUUAUCAUAUUGUUCUUUCACGUGUAUUUACUUUCCUGGUAUUCUAAUAUUGCUCAAACUAAAUGAUAACUUGUAUAAUGUGGGAAAAUACAAGUUUAUUCCAGUACUAUUAAUUCUGCUUUUUGCAGAAGUGAUUAAAUUAUCGUUCCCUAUGUUUCAUUCUGAAACAGUAAUUAUAGGGAAAACUGAAAUACGGGCAUCUUCGAAAGCUAGAAAGUAUUGGUCAAAAUACUUGAAAGAAAUUUUUAAAUUUUUGUUAGCUGCUUUUCUCUUGUCUGUUGUAUAUUAUAUAGUUAUUAUAUUAUUUGGUGCUCCUUUAUUUAUGCAUCACGAAGAGACUACUAUGCUUACGCUGACACUGACUGCUCUUACAUUUGUUCCUGCAAGUCUGCAUUUAGGAGUAGAUGGUGUAUUAGAAAUCAUGACAGGAGCACAGUCACAGAAAGGCAAUGUCUUGGCAGAUGCUAUAAAAACUAACAUUCAAACAACACUUUUGGGUGCAUGGUUAGGAGCUAUUGUAAUUCCAUUAGAUUGGGACCGUCCAUGGCAAACUUGGCCAAUACCAUGUGUAAUAGGCGCUCUUCUUGGUUAUAUGAUAGCCCAUUUUAUUACUCUUGCAAAAAUAUUACCUAUGUUAAAAUUAGGUAAAAAGAUUCAUAGAUAA
Messenger RNA from Colletes gigas, 847 nucleotides. It is a transcript of the gene PIG-F, whose product is annotated as phosphatidylinositol-glycan biosynthesis class F protein. The transcript is spliced from 2 exons. The coding region runs from base 53 to 847 and encodes 264 amino acids. Gene Ontology annotation, cellular component: endoplasmic reticulum membrane. Gene Ontology annotation, biological process: GPI anchor biosynthetic process. The record is from RefSeq and is a predicted model, not a curated record. NCBI's taxonomy places the organism in Eukaryota, Metazoa, Arthropoda, Insecta, Hymenoptera, Colletidae.